CGUUACCCAACACAGCCUCAACUUUAACGAAGUGACUUGAGAAGGAUUCCGCAACUAUAAUCCCACUACAAUCUUUUGGGCUAAGCAUCCCUCAAAUCUAGGACCGCGUUAACAUCUCACCAUCAGUAACUUUCCUGUUGUUGAAGAGCAAGAAAUCCGGAUCACUCGUUCUAGUACAAUCGCUUCAUCAUUUGCAGCGACGCCUAUCGUGAUCUCGAUUCUGAUCAAGUGUUUUCGGUGUUACCAUGAAGCCCUCACUGUCAGAAACUCUCCCUGCCAAGCCGAGUAUUAUCAUUCGCCACCACACCAAGUCAAGAAACGGAUGCAUCGAUUGCAAGACCAGGCGGGUGAAGUGCGACGAACGUAAACCAAGUUGUUCGGCUUGCGAAAGACGCCAAACUCGGUGUCAUUACAAUGCAUCAGACGAACGCUCGCAAGCUCGGGGUCGCAAAUCGUGUGGCAACCCUCUGCAUAACGCUCGUCAGACCAACUCUGUCGCGGCGGGAAGCCCUCCAAACAAGCACGACGACCAGCAGACAUCACUCUCAACAACCACCGCAGAGGAGACAAUGACUUUGAGUCUUGAGUUGACAUAUACCCGCCAAGAAAUGCUCCAGCUUCGCCUCCUGCAUCACUAUAACUGCUUCACUGUCGACUCUUUCACAAAGGCUUUUCAACUUAGAGACAUCGCAUCCCACUCUCUUCGUGUGGAUGUCCCCAAACUCGCCUUCCAGAACCACUUUCUCAUGGACGGGAUUCUUUCCGUCUCGUUGCUCCACAUGGCCAGCACUGAGACAAGUCUAGCGGUGGUCGACAACCUGCCGCCUGUGACGAUGUAUCGAGAUCGGGCAAUGUGUCGGUUGCGCCAACAGCUAACGCACGCUUCGGGAGAUCACUCCCGCGCUGUCGUCGCAACGUCCGUUUUGCUGGCGAUGACGGCCCUGGCCGCUGAUCGGCUUUCUGGCUACGAGGGCAUCUGGUUGACAAAUUGGCUGGCUUUGACCAUCGGGCCGCGUGCGAUCUUGCCGCGUCGGGGAAUGAUGGCUCCGUCUAAAGGUGGCGAAGAGAGGACGCAGACCGGCUGGGACGUGGCACUCGAUCAUCAAUGCCCCGUGGCGAUUCCACUCGAUCUGGAAAAGGUACUCGACAUAACUGAAAAUGACGAGGAUUGGUGUUAUCUUAACGAUCUGCGCCGCGCGGUCUUGGGAAUCGGCAAGCUGUUUGGGGCAUUGGCUUGUCCGGUCUGCAGUGGCUUAGCCUACAGCCCCAGCCCGCCAUGUGUCGCAUUCAAGGUCAGGGCAUGGCCAUAUGUGUUUGUCUCCUCCGGGUUUGUCGACAUGGCCCGCCAAGAACGGGCGCGGGCUCUGGUUGUGAUGGGAUACUAUCUCGCAUUCUUCCAGUGGUUGCCGCAGAGCUGGGUUUACGAGGAUGUAGGACCCAGAGACUUGACGAAGAUUGCUGCUGCCGUCGGGCCAGACUGGGUCGCGUACCUGGCGGCUCCCAAGGUCGCUGUGCGAGUGAGGGAUACAGAUCUGUUGACGGAGUUUCUGACCGGACUACUGCCCACUGGAAGUUUAGAUAAUGCAGGCGUCGAUCAAGGAUUUUUGAGUAAUUAUAUUAAGCAUGACGAUAGGAGAUGAGCUUAGUUACCGUGUCCUCCAACUAUUAGUCCCUACAAUACAUCAAUCCCUCUUCUUUUCGCGGACAAAAUCUCAUCCUCCAAAAGUAAAUAUUACUCCAUGUCCAUAUCCUGCAUACUCGAGAGGCUUUUCUUGCUUGGGACAUACUUGGCGGGGUGGAAUAUUGCUGUGACAGCCACGACGCCAAGCAUCAACAGCGCGUCGAAGAUGUACAGGUAGACUUCGGUGUUGAGCAACACCCCAUCGUGUCCCUGCACGUACUCAACAAGCCUGAAAAGAGACCGCACGAAGAUGAGUCCACUGGCAAUGUACAGCACGUUCAAAACGCCCCUCCAACCGCUGUAAAAUCUCUUCAAGCCUUCAUAGGCCUCCUCUCCAAGUACAACGGGGGGCACUUGUUUCAACAACCUCUUGUGGAAAACAGCCGUUGCAGAAACGAAAAGCGCGAAGAAGAUGAUCUGGACCGCCAAACCCAGCAGAAUGACCGUCUUGCCCGUGUUCAUUGAGCUGCUGCUCGCCAACAAACCGGCACCCAUGAUCUGUACCAGGAAAGAGACGACGUCGCCAACAACGAAUAUUUUUGUGAGACGCGACGGUCGGAUUGGAGAGAGGGACUCGCAGCGGAGGUAUAGAACAAGACGACCGAGUACCAUGUAGAUCGAGGCGGCGAAGAGGGCGGGUGCGACGAGGAGGCAGAGGGUCUGGAUCAUGAAGAAGGCCAUGUUGGUGGGGGAAC
Messenger RNA from Colletotrichum destructivum, 2376 nucleotides. RefSeq names its product Putative zn(2)Cys(6) fungal-type DNA-binding domain, fungal transcription factor. Gene Ontology annotation, molecular function: zinc ion binding; DNA-binding transcription activator activity, RNA polymerase II-specific. The transcript is spliced from 2 exons. NCBI's taxonomy places the organism in Eukaryota, Fungi, Ascomycota, Sordariomycetes, Glomerellales, Glomerellaceae. Bases 246 to 1640 code for a protein of 464 amino acids. Gene Ontology annotation, biological process: regulation of transcription by RNA polymerase II. The record is from RefSeq and is a predicted model, not a curated record.